AUGAAGAAAUAUGAAAUCGUGAUUCCUACUAAAGCUGUUGAUAGAGACUUUGUAGCCUAUGCUGGUUCAUUGCAACGAGUUGAGGAACUGAGGUGGUCCACCACUGCUGGUGAGCCGUGGUUCACUCCUGAUGAGAUGCGGAAGAUAGUGGCUAAAGAUGCUGCAGCAGGUGAUGCUCGUAAGAAGGUUGACGAGGAUGAUUAUGAGAUGGCUGCUAUGAUAAAGGACAACCUUCGUGACUACAGGGGUUACCCUAAAGCGGAAGAUAUUUUUCUUCGGAAACUCAGGUCUUAUGAAGCAAAGGCGAAGAGAGGGCAAAAGAGGAGCCAUACAGAGAUGGCUGAACAGGAGGUAGGAGGUAGUUGA
Miscanthus lutarioriparius is the source of this 366-nucleotide messenger RNA. NCBI's taxonomy places the organism in Eukaryota, Viridiplantae, Streptophyta, Magnoliopsida, Poales, Poaceae. The record is from the annotation of a GenBank genome assembly.